GGGGCCCGGGAGGAAGCGGCGGCGGGGCCGAUGCGGGCGGCGGCGGCGGGGCCGGGGGCGCGCCCGGGCGCGGCGACAGCGACAGCGACAGCGGGCAGCGGCACCUGGCUCCUGCUGCUGGCGGCGGCGCUGGCCCUGCUCCUCUCGCUGGUGGUGCGGCAGCUGCUGAAGCAGCGGCGGCCGCCCGGCUUCCCUCCCGGCCCCGCGGGGCUGCCGCUGCUCGGCAACAUCCCAGCGCUGGGCGCCGAGCAGCCGCACGUCUACCUGCGGCGGCAGAGCCAGAUCCACGGGCAGAUCUUUAGCCUUGAUCUCGGGGGUAUAUCUGCUGUUGUGCUGAAUGGCUAUGAUGCAGUGAAGGAAUGCCUCGUCCAUCAGAGUGAAAUUUUUGCAGACAGGCCAUCUCUUCCCUUGUUCAAGAAGCUGACAAACAUGGGAGGCUUACUGAACAGUAAAUAUGGCAGAGGAUGGACAGAACACCGCAAAUUAGCUGUAAAUACCUUUCGAAUUUUUGGAUAUGGUCAAAGGUCCUUUGAACACAAAAUUUCAGAAGAAUCUCUGUUUUUUCUUGAUGCCAUUGAUACAUACAAAGGCAGGCCCUUUGAUCUUAAGCACUUGAUAACAAAUGCUGUUUCAAACAUUACUAAUUUGAUUAUUUUUGGAGAACGUUUCACAUACGAAGAUACUGAAUUUCAGCACAUGAUUGAGAUUUUUAGUGAAAACAUUGAAUUAGCUGCUAGUGCUUCUGUAUUUUUAUAUAAUGCUUUUCCUUGGAUUGGUAUCUUGCCAUUUGGGAAACACCAGCAGCUGUUUAAAAAUGCAGCUGAAGUCUAUGAGUUUCUUCAUGAGCUUAUUGAACGUGUCUCUGAAAAUAGGAAGCCUCAGUCACCUCGACAUUUCGUAGAUGCAUAUUUAGAUGAGAUGGACUGCAAUGGAAAUGACCCAGAAUCUACAUAUUCAAGAGAAAAUCUAAUUUUCUCUGUUGGAGAACUCAUCAUAGCUGGGACAGAAACCACAACAAAUGUUUUAAGAUGGGCAGUGUUAUUUAUGGCUCUUUAUCCAAAUAUUCAAGGGCAAGUUCAAAAAGAAAUCGAUCUUGUCAUUGGCCCGAACAAAAUGCCCACCUUGGAAGAGAAGUGCAAGAUGCCCUACACUGAGGCUGUUCUCCACGAGGUCCUGAGGUUCUGUAACAUAGUCCCUCUAGGGAUUUUCCAUGCCACUUCCAAAGACACUGUUGUGCGUGGUUACACGAUUCCUGGAGGCACCACGGUCAUCACAAACCUCUACUCUGUUCACUUUGAUGAAAAAUACUGGAGCAAUCCAGAGGUGUUUUUCCCUGAGAGGUUUUUGGACAGUAAUGGGCAGUUUGUCAAGAAAGAUGCAUUUAUUCCUUUUUCCCUAGGAAGAAGGCAUUGUCUUGGAGAACAGCUGGCUCGAAUGGAAAUGUUUCUGUUUUUCACCUCCUUGCUACAGCGGUUUCACCUGCAUUUUCCUCAUGGGGUGAUCCCAGAGCUCAAGCCGAGAUUUGGGAUGACCUUACAGCCACAGCCGUACCUCGUCUGCGCCGAAAGGCGGUGAAUGGCAGGGCUGAGAUGGGCAGGGCGAGCACAGUGCUCCCACCUACGGCUCAGGAUCCACUUUGCCUUCUAUUCCUAAACGUGUUCAAGCCAGAAAAACAAAGAUUUAAAGGACUAAUAGUUUCUCUUUUACUUGGUUUUCACAGAAAAAAAAAAAAAAGAAACGCGAACCAAAAGUGUGGAACACAUCCUGUGUGAAAGUGAUGUUUUCACUCCAGAAGACUAUAUUGAAUCUAACUUCUGAUACAGGUUUUAAAUAUUUAAUUACUUAGGAAGACAUUUUACUUUGAGAGGACACUUUCAUAAGCAUGGAGAAUAUGGUUCAAAAUGUUUAUGCUUGAAUUCAUCCAUGAAAAUAUCAUUUACAUUAUUCCAGCUAAGCCGUUCUUUAUAAUAAUCCAUUAAAUUUGCAUAGCUAAAAGGGCUUUAAAAGGUGUCUAAUUAAAUAUCUGUAACCAAGAAUGAGCUAUAUUUUCCAGCCUUGAAAAAACAAAUUGUCUUUAAAGCAUUUUUAUUCUUCUUUCUCCUUUCCCUGUCUUCCCAGUUUUUCAUAAUUUUCUAGUGAAGCAGAUAACCGUGAAUUCAGUUUUGAGAUCUUUUUUGUCUUGCUUCUCACUUAGCAUCAUACACAAAGUGUUCAAUUAUUGCCAUACUCCUGACAAUCACAGGGUUUUUUUUCUCCAGUAUAUUUCAUUUCCAGAUACCUGUCUUCCACUGCCUCCCAAUACAAAGUACUGUGUAAUGAUUAAUCUCUGCUUAAAUAGUCUGAAAAAGCCAGUAUUUGUGUUACCAGAGUCACAUGCAACUAUACUACGAGUAAAGAAAAUAGACUGCUCGCCCUUCUGACCAGAGGAGAGACCUUUUGAGGAGGGCAAGUGCAAUAGGAUGGGGAAAAACAGAUUUUAAAUGAAUUUUAAGCACAAAUUUUAGGUGUAAGGGCUACACCUCUGCCACCUUCAUUUAUUAUUCUUGCCAGCUCUUGCUUUGUGGUUAUUGGUAGAUUAAGCCUUGUGUCUGCAGACUUUGCAGGAGCAGCUGAACUCCAAACACAGUAUUCAGAAUUUAGGAGAGAGGGCCUCAGGACAGGGUUCAGAACAAAACAAGCAGCUAUUUGAGGACAGGGCUGAGUGUUUGACCUGGCUUUUUACACAGACAGUGUUGCAACUUGGAGCUGCAGGAAAGCUGAAAGGCAGGAACUGGUGUUCAUCUGCUGACCUGAUAUUUUCAGCUCAUACUGAGGAGAAAUACUUCCUUUCUUUUGAAAGAGCAAAAGAGAAAAAGCAAAGAGAGCUAACACCAGUCCACUCACGUAACAGCCUGUUGACUUCAGAUGCAGCAGGUCCGGAUUAUUUUACCCACAAGUCUCACAGAGAGCAGCUCUAACACAAGUUCCUGUUUCUCUAAAGAGAGGCUGGGCAGGCUGCUCCACUUCCUGAGAAAGUGCCUUUUGUGGAGAAGAUUUAAAACUCAAAAAAGAGAGGAAGGAGGCAAACCUGAUUGCUGUGCAUUGGGCACAGCAUGAAAACUGAAUAAACUCCUAAGCCAUUGGCAAGCAGUGGGGUUAGGAGUCAUGAUCAAGGUUUCUCUGGGUACCAAGCAGAUGUUGUGUGCUUGUGAAAUGCCCAAGGAGGAGUUGUGGAAUCUGCUGAGCUCAGGUGCCUUCAGUAUGAGGCAGCCCCGAGGAGCUCAGCACUGGUUUUGGACUCAUGGCAAUUCUUCCUGCUCCCACCCCUGUGCUCUUAGAGCAGACAUCAGAGUUUGUUCAGUACCUGGUCUUGCUUUCUGGCUUGCAAGAGUUCUAGGCCAUCCUUCUGGUUACAACAUGGCUCAAAUAAUGCUAAUUGAAGUGGGGGGAGGAUUCAAAAACGUCAAGAACCAGUUCUUACAGGGAUCCAUGCUCAAAAUGCAGCUGACCAGUUGUUGGCUGAGGUAUUUUGAGAUCUAACUCCUGGCUAGUCUUUAAUCCAUUUAAUGAGAACCAUAUUGAUUAUAUGUCAUUCUGGUUUCUAAAUCAAAAUGCCUUAUAAAAGCCUCAGAAUAUCAAUCCAAACUCUUACCAUUAUCUGCCAGCUUAUGGUCUCAUUUGAGCAAUCAAAUACAUUUGACAAACUGUCUUUUCUCUAAAUGUGUAUCAGUAUUAGUCAUAUUUACAUGUUUCAUUCUUUAUCAACUUUUUCAUUACUUUCCCUCUGACUUAGAAUUAUCCUAAUGAUCCAAUUUAAUAAUUUGAAAUAUUGACAUAACAGUAGUUUUUUCUAGUCCUCUGGAAUUUCUCCACUGUAUCAACAUUGAUUACAGUAGCCAGACAGAUGUUCAGAAUUUCCUGGUGGGAUGUUCAGAGAAUUCCAGCUGAAAUAUCUAGGAUAGAUAGCAGCUGGCUGCCAUUUAACACUGUUUUGGGAUUAAAGGUUGAUAUAUUAACUUCAUAACACUGGUGCAAGAACUGCAGUCAGAACCACCGUAGUGUCUUAAGUCCUUCUUUCCAAAUCUCUAUCCCUACAUUUAAUUUUUUUGGGUUGUUUUUGGCCAUGUUAGCAUCCCCAGAGACUGGAAAGGGAACACUGCAAGCAUGUCAUAUAUGACACUGAAAAAAUGCUGAAGAAAAAUCUCACUCAUUACCACUUAAUUUCCUGAACUUCCAGGAGUUUCAGUGAUGCUGAUGAACACAUCCUUAGUAUGAACCUAAUAAAUGCAGGAAGGUUCAUUAGUUAAUUCAUUCAGAAAUUAACUAUACAAAGGAAGAUUGCAUAAAAGUUCAAAAAACAUUACUGCUUCUCUGAAUGUAAAUAGCUUAAACUUACUGUGAUAUCUUUUCAUAUAUAUCCAGAAUGGGUUGAGUCUGCAUUGAGCUUAAGGUUUUGUGCAAGCACUAGGGAGUAGAUGAGGCAGAUUAUGUCAUCAUGAAGACAGCAAAUUCAUGAGAAAAGUACCAAGCUCAGAGAAAAACACAGUAAAAAAUAGCAAAAUCCCUUUGAAAAUUGAGUGAAAAUUAGAUUGUGUAAAUUUUGUAACAGAGAAUUGGAUAUGAAAACAUAAAGAUUCAGGAUAAACAAGAGGGGUGGAAAUCAUAAUGGGGAAGAUGCCAGAUCAGAAUUUGGCUUUGGUUGAAGAGAUGAACUGAUGAAAACACAAGAUAAUAUGGCCAAGAUCAGAGGACUAUUCAGCAAGAGUCUGAAGGGAGAGCCCUCAGUACAGAUGGCUCUGUGAAGGUACACACAGAGGAUUGGUUUGUGUUUUUAUACCAACGAGUUGUCCCAGGGAGUUUUUUGGCGCUGGGCCUGAUGAUUCAAACCCUCUGUCUAAUCAAGAUCAAAUUAAACUACGGCUCUGGAAAUCUUCUCCCUUCUUCUGUCCUUUAAUAACAAUGUAAAUUGGGCAUCAGCAGAUUCUCCCCAUUCUAGAUUAUCUCUUCAGGCAUUUUUGAAGGCUGUCAACUCUCCCCAUGUCAUUAGAAUUAGGCAGAGCCCACACUCAGAGUGGUCAUUCCUUCAGAAGACUGCCAGGCUUCAGGAGAUGUUACAUUUGUUACAUUCUUCCGAAUAAGUAACAUUCCAAAUAGAUUAAACCCAUUAAAAUAAUGGGAGUAUAUCAGGAAUGUGCAAUCUAAUCCAAUAUCUUGCUAUUACUGCAGCAGAUGGCUGCUAGCCAGAAAUUUUACAUGUGAUGUAGACCAGCCUAUAGCAAUAUUCUAGAAAACAGAAUAAACUUGCUGUUUAUUCCACUGCUGUUUUCAAUUGCUGACUUCCUUUUCUACACUCAUGCCAAAAAUAUUAAAGGAAAUAUUUUUAAUUUUUUGUAAACUGUGGUUUAUCAGAAGCACGAAAAACCCCCAUUAUAUAUUAAAAAGCUUUUUACAUUACAGAUAAUUUGUUCAGAUGCUAAUCCACAUUAGGCCCAUCAGCAUUCAGAGAACAGGAUCCACCCAUCCAUGUCUCAUGGACUUUUAUACCCUCACCAAAACAAGGGGAUAAAGGAUGCCUCAUUACUCAGAUCCCUCACUAAUACAGGUAAUACAGGUACAGCUUCAAACCAGUAAGAAAUGAAAGUUAGGGAAUAGAAUCACUGUGGAUAAAACAUUUGAAAAAAUUCCAGUUAUUCUCAGGUAAUUAGGUUUCCUUUCUCCACAGGCAUCCCCCUUUAAGGAGUCAAAAUGCUGUUUUGGUUCUCUUUACACAAUAAGUUCAAUUUAAAAGAAUUAAUAAUAAUAACACUAAAAUAACAAUAACAACAACAACGCUAAUGAUGAUAAUAAUAAUAAUAGUAUUAACAGCAGGACUUUAUAAGCCUAAUUUUUUCAGGAAAAAUAUUUGUACUUAGGACCCCUCUUGAGUUUAUAUAUAAACUAAAUAGUUUAUAUAUAGUUUAGGAACUUAAUUUAAUUGCUCUUUUUUGGAAGGAUAAAAAUUGCUUCAUAAAGCAACUUCAGGGCAUUUUCAAAUCUUGUUCCAUUUUAUUUUACAUUCUAUAAAGACACACCAUUUCUCUCUCAAAGAAUGUACAGUCUAAACUGCCACACUAUAGAGAGAAAUGCAAUGUAGCUUAAUGUUGCAUUUACUUCACCACGAAUUGUAGGUAUCAUCUAUAAAAUGUUCAAGCUCUUUGUGCCAUAAUGAACUUCAUAAUUGUAUAGAGACUGUAAGAAUAAUUCAUUUUUGAUUGGAAUAAAAUUUAGUGCUAAGAGCUGAAAUUUGUCUAAAACUCCCUACUCACUUAAACUAAUUCUUUUGCUAAGUAUAUGAAUGACAUCAUUUUCUAAAGCGUCCAACACCUCCCAAUGUCUUAAGUAUGCACUUUCUUAAGAUCUAGAAAGGCCCACACAGCUUGACAAAUAUUUAAAAUACAACUAGCUUUAGCAAACUAACUUUAGAUAAUCAUAUUUUUUAAAAAACCAUUUUGGCUACUGCCUUUCCAUUUAUUCACAGUCUGACAAUUAGACAGAUUCUUAUCUCUGGCUAAGGUUCAAAUCUUGUCUAUUUUUUCAAGAGGAUUCUAGCUCUCUCAAUAAAUAAAAUGACUCUUUCUGGUGGGAGAUGAAUUAUGGGUCAAACAUAUUUAAAAUAAAAAGGUUUUAAUAUUUACUGAAAUAAAGGAGUUGAC
Messenger RNA from Poecile atricapillus (Black-capped chickadee), 6671 nucleotides. RefSeq names its product vitamin D 25-hydroxylase. The record is from RefSeq and is a predicted model, not a curated record. Gene Ontology annotation, biological process: xenobiotic metabolic process. Gene Ontology annotation, molecular function: heme binding; oxidoreductase activity, acting on paired donors, with incorporation or reduction of molecular oxygen, reduced flavin or flavoprotein as one donor, and incorporation of one atom of oxygen; iron ion binding. Lineage: Eukaryota; Metazoa; Chordata; Aves; Passeriformes; Paridae. The coding region runs from base 31 to 1575 and encodes 514 amino acids. Gene Ontology annotation, cellular component: cytoplasm; intracellular membrane-bounded organelle. The transcript has 5 exons.